Messenger RNA from Trypanosoma brucei brucei TREU927, 1008 nucleotides. RefSeq lists its product as hypothetical. The transcript has a single exon. The record is from RefSeq and is a predicted model, not a curated record. Gene Ontology annotation, cellular component: cytoplasm. NCBI's taxonomy places the organism in Eukaryota, Euglenozoa, Kinetoplastea, Trypanosomatida, Trypanosomatidae. Bases 1 to 1008 code for a protein of 335 amino acids.
AUGGCAAAGAAGGAAGUUGUCUGGCUUGGUACACCAACAGAGGCGGAUGGAAGUGAACUUUCCUCACCGUUCACGUCAAGGAUUGGUGGUUCAGCUGUUUUGUUUCGAGAGGCACCAACCUAUAGCAUUUUCAACUGUCCUAAAUGUAGGAGUUCCCGGUGGGUAUCACUGCUGACACAAAUAUAUGCACCCCUGGAUGUGUACGACCGUAUAGUGUACGUGCUUAUUUGCUCUUCCUGCAGCGAAGGAAAAGGUAGUUUCUGCUUUGCAGUCCGUUCACAGAACUUCAACCCAUCUUAUGUCCAGUCUUCACCUGCCCCUGUUGUUGGCGGUGGGGAAGAUGAGGGCAUUACAUUUGUAGAAGAUGGUGACUGGGGUGAUGAUGAUCCUAAAUACGUGGACGAGGGUCCCAAUGAAGUAUGCAUUACAAACCUAACCUGUACGACGAUGGCGGAUGAAUGUAAGGUGGGCUCGCCAACUCAAUCCACUGAUGUCUCUUCGGUUCUUGUGCCCCACGGGACAAAAGUUCCUGUUGAGGGUUUUUGCUAUCCGUGUUUCGUGCUCAAUAUAUUUGAAGAACCACCCAAACCGAAGCUAUGCUACGGCACUGUCCCAGAUCAGUUGCUCAAGGCGCAACAGACGUACGGCGAAGAUGCUGUGGAAACAACCGUGGUCGAGGAUGAAGAUGAACCUUUGGCGGAAAAACUUCUGAGGAAGUAUGUGGACCGAAUAGGUAGGGUUCCUUCUCAGUGUGUCCGAUGGGGGCCCGGCCAAAAGCCGCUGCGCUCUUCCCCAGCUCCGAUAGUUAUCCCGAGAUGCCCCCGUUGCUCGAAUGAAAGACGGUACGAACUACAGCUCACGUCCCCAAUCAUUUAUUUUUUGACUAAGGGAAAAGAGGAGAAGGAUCAUUCUCUUCAUUUUGGGAGCGUGUUGGUAUACACGUGCGGUGGAAACUGCAAUGUACAACCCUACUCACUGGAGCACUGUGUCGUUGAGGACGAAGUGUAG